This is a messenger RNA of Mercenaria mercenaria, 945 nucleotides long. Its product is annotated as plasminogen-like. The coding region runs from base 57 to 458 and encodes 133 amino acids. The record is from RefSeq and is a predicted model, not a curated record. Gene Ontology annotation, molecular function: endopeptidase activity; signaling receptor binding. Lineage: Eukaryota; Metazoa; Mollusca; Bivalvia; Venerida; Veneridae. The transcript is spliced from 2 exons.
CCAACAGAAACUGGUUCAAGGAAAGAUACGCCUGGCUAUAUAAAGGGAAAACAAUUAUGACAAAGGACAAGUUGGAAUGCCGGCGUUGGGAACACUUUUCAAACAACACCAUAUGGACAAAGGACUUUAAAUUACCGGACUCUUCCCUCUCAGAGGCAAAUAACUAUUGCCGCAAUCCACAAGAAAAUGAUCAACCAUGGUGUUAUACGGAUGGCAAUAAAAGCUGGAACUAUUGCGACAUCAAACAAUGUCCGAACGAUUAUUGUUAUGAAGACGUGUCCAGGAACUAUCAAGGUCAAAUAGCGAUAACUGAGACUGGAACAGAAUGCCAGCGAUGGGACUCGACUUACCCACACAGACACAGCUAUGGAAGUAUGGCCUCGAAAUUUCCCGAUAAUUCGGUCAGUGAUGCCGUCAACUACUGCCGAGAUCCAAGUUCGUCUGGCAGACCAUGGUGAUACACAACAGACGCGAAGAAGAAAUGGGAUUGGUGUGCUGUCUGGAAAUGUGAGAGCAGCAGCGACGAAAAAUAAAGCAGAUAUCCAUGCAGCUGAUAUUCAUUGACAACUUAUUUAAUAAUUUUAUAAUAUUGAUAGAAAUAGUUUUUGUAAAGCUUUCAUUACACGUGCCCUGUCUCAGCAUGCAUUAUUUUACCUUUUUGUGAUAAGACUCCUAUAUGGAAAUCUUGAAUGACCAUUUCGACAUCUAUUUUGCAUAGAAAUGAAAAAUAAAAACUGAUGAACAAACAUACCUCUUUUUUUCGCGAUUUGUGCGAUUUGUUGCUCUUUUGUUAUGACAAAAACUUAGAAACUAAAACUAAGAAUUAGAUACUACAACUGAUUCUUGCAAAUUAAGGCUAGUUAGAUAUUUUGAUGACUUAUCAAUUUCAUUUAAAAAUACAUUUACUAAGCUUAUAAAUGACAUGAAUCCAAUGGUUCUGGCUAU